Nicotiana tabacum (common tobacco) is the source of this 690-nucleotide messenger RNA. RefSeq names its product ascorbate-specific transmembrane electron transporter 1-like. The record is from RefSeq and is a predicted model, not a curated record. NCBI's taxonomy places the organism in Eukaryota, Viridiplantae, Streptophyta, Magnoliopsida, Solanales, Solanaceae. Gene Ontology annotation, molecular function: oxidoreductase activity.
AUGGUGGAGAAAGGAAAUAGUAGGAGCCGUGGAAGCUACAGAACGGCGGGGGUGCCAGUGUCGACGCUGCUGACCUUCUUCGCACAUUUGCUGUUCAUAGCAAUCACAACUCUGUUGUUGGUCUGGCUGCUUCAGUUCAGAGAUGGACUUUCUUUCACUUCAACCAAACUUUUCAAUCUACAUCCAUUCUUUAUGAUCAUUGGAUUUGUCCUAAUUUCCGGAGAAGCUAUAAUGGCAUUUACCACAAUCCCAGCAAAAAGGAGGACAAGAAAAUACUUCCACAUGUUUCUGCAUUCCAUAGGUCUUGGUUCUAGCAUUGUUGGUCUCUUUGCAAUUUUCAAGUUUCAACAUGAUACUGGAAAAUCUAACCUCCUUACUUUGCAUUCCUGGAUUGGCAUUUCCACCGUUAGCUUAUAUGCCUUGCUGUACAUUGUUUCCUUGUUGGUAUUCUUCUUCCCCGGGGCGCAAAACUGGAGAAGGGCUAGAUUAGCUCCAUGGCAUGUUCUCUAUGGAAUAGCCGUCUUCUUCAUGGGAAUAGUAAGUGCAGAGACAGGCUUAAUUCAGAAAUUCAUAGCCUUAGGACUUCAAAAGGGACAAGAAGCACUCAUUGUCAAUUUUACUGGCUUAUUACUUCUUCUAUUUGGGAUCUCUAUUGGCCUUGUUGUUCUUCUCCCUGUUUCAUAUUAUUAG